Messenger RNA from Gongylonema pulchrum, 1857 nucleotides. Lineage: Eukaryota; Metazoa; Nematoda; Chromadorea; Rhabditida; Gongylonematidae. The record is from the annotation of a GenBank genome assembly.
AUGAGUCUAAAGCCGAAAUUCAGACAUACUCUUGAACACACUGUUGUUGAUUCCGACAUGGUGCGCAAGUCGCAUUUCUGGGCAUUGGUCCUCGGCAGUAAUCGGAUUUACUCAGCUAAAGGAUUGAAAAGCACCCCGAAAUGUUCGGCCGAGUUUUAUCAAGUGGAGCAGUCAUGCGGUUUUAUGAAUAAAUAUGGUCUUAUCGAAUUUUCAGUUACAGGUGACGAAGGAAUUACGGAAAGUCCCACUGGAUACAUUGUGGCAGAUCCGAAGGACCUUCUCAUUCGACAGCUUUCUUUGCGAAUUCGCGUUACCGAAGAAGAACUUAAGAAAUAUCGAUCGAAAAAUGAUGAAUUAACGAAAACUGUUGCGAAAAUGUCGAAAGAAAUGCAGAAGUGUCAAGCUGAAAUGGAAAAUCUUCGAAAUGCUUCAAAACAGCAGAUUAACGAACUUGAACAGCAAAUUGCUACGAAGAAGCGCGAGGCAUUAUCGAGUAAAUUUGGCACCGUCAUGUCUCUAUUACAAAGUGCUGCAGGUGUUCAACAAGUCAGUGAGCCGCCAUUUUUAGUUCCGGAUACGCCUAAACCAGAAACUUCGGAUGCGCAAUCACAAACUGAUGAGCUGCUAUUAGGAUCGUUAGCAAAAAGGGACAGUACAGGUACCAUAUUUUUCGUAUGUGGUUGCAUUCCAAUGCCGGUGCUGGUGUCAGGAUUUCACAUCGAUUGUCCGUAUGGUGUUGCUUUUUCUGAUAGUUUUGAAUAUCAGGAAAUAGAUGCUGCGAAAUCUAGCGUGGAUUCGAAAUCAUCAGCCAUCAGCUCAGAAGAUAUUCACAGGUUAACGGGAAAAAUUGCAACACUAGAAAACGAAAAAUUCGUCUUUACAACGCAGCUAAAAUUAGCAAGGAACAAACUGGAAAAUUUAGAGCUACUUGAAGCGCAGAAAAAAAUUCUGGAAGAUCGUGUUGUAAUUUUGAACGAUAUGAAUGACUGUUUAGUGAAAGAAAACGAAAAUUUGAAAGGAAUGUUGGCAUCUAAAAUGUCAUCUGGUAAAGAUCCCACUGAAGACAGGCGGAGAAUUGUCGAUAUAACGUUGGACUAUAAAACGAAACUUGAUGAACUGCGAGCCGAGUUAGAUAUGAAAACGAAGCUUUUGAACAAUCAAUUAGAAACCAACAAAGUUUUGGCAGCGGAUCUUGAAACUGCGAAAGAGCAACUUAAAGCUGCCGGGUGUAAGGACGCGCCUACAGUCAGUGGUGGUGAUGGUGCUGGUGAUGAUGAAGCAGCGUCAAAAAAUAUCGAAAAUGAAGAAGUGGAGUCAUCUGUUAAAAUUUUGCAUCUUCGAAUGAAUCCUUUGGAUCUUGCGCAUCAGGAAUACAAUGAGUUUCAAGGAAGCAGAAAAAGAAAAACGGAAGUGGAGUCAUCUGUCAAAAUUUUGCAUCUUCGGAUGAAUCCUUUGGAUCUUGCGCAUCAGGAAUAUAAUGAGUUUCAAGGAAGCAGAAAAAGAAAAGCGAACGUAUAUGAAUGUGAUGAUAAUUUGGACGUUAGUUUGCGAAAGAGGGAGCGUUUUGACAUGACUAAACAAAUAACCGAGCUACAAUAUCAGUUGCUUAAAGCUGAAAAGGAGAAAGACCGAGUGGUGAAGAUACACAGUGAUUUGGUGAAGAAGUAUCGUGCAUGCGUGACAGCACUCUCAGGUCUGCAGAUCAAAAUGAAAGGCGAUGACACGGUGCAAGUGGAAAGUAUCUUCGAUCCUGGCAAUUAUUUCAUUUUCAGGGUUAAUGACAAUGGGAAAACGAUUAGCUUGCUAGAAACAGAUUACGCAGUUCAGUGGACCGAACAAAUCCAAGAGUCGAAGUAA